ACUGAAGCAGCCUGUGCACCAGAAAGGAGAAGUGACUGGGGCAGGGUGGACCUGGGGCUUCAGACCAGGUCCAGAUCUACAGGUCCAGUGUUCAGACCAGGUCCAGAUCUACAGGUCCAGUGUUCAGACCAGGUCCAGAUCCACAGGUCCAGACCCAGGGGUCCAGAUCCAGGGGUUCUGGGUUGUCCCUCUGGGUUUCAGUGUUUUCGCAGAUCAGAGUCCAUCACAGAACCAUGUGACAAACUGAGCGAAAGAAAGGAAACGAAAAAAACAACUGCUACACAUUUACAGUACAAGAUGGAGGCAGCGAACUGUGAAGAUCUGAUCAGAGAAGCAGAACAGUUUGGAGCUCCUGUUAACGGAGCCAUGAACGAAAUGAUGGACGUAGGACGAGAGGACAACAUCCAGGGACAGAUGGAGGAGUUUCUGGGCCCUCAGGCAGAGUACAACGAGGAAGAGGAGGAAAGGAAAUACUACAGGAGGAAGAGGCUCGGCGUCAUCAAGAAUGUUGUAGCAGCCAGCGUGGGAGCCAUGAUUGUGUACAGUGUGUACAUGGGCCUCCUCCAGAUGCAGCUGAUCCUUCAUUAUGAUAUGAUGUACCGCGAAGUGAAGUACAGUAACCUGGGCUUAGAGGACAUCGACCGCAAGAUGCUGAUGGGCAUCAACGUCACCCCCAUUAUCAGCCUGUUGUACACGCCUGUACUCAUAAGGUUUCUAGGCACUAAGUGGAUGAUGUUCCUCGCAUCAGGAAUCUACGCACUCUUUGUUUCAACCAAUUACUGGGAGCGUUACUACACGUUAGUUCCAUCUGCGGUCGCUAUCGGCGUGGCCAUCGUACCACUGUGGGCAUCUUUAGGAAAUUACAUCACAAGGAUGGCGCAGCAGUACUACGAGUACGCCCACUACAAAGAAGAGCAUGUGCAGGAGCAGAAGAAGCUGCCCAAGGGGGCGUGUCACAGAUACAUCAUCGUUUUCCACUCAGUCUUCUUCAUCAUCUUUCAUCUGAGUUUCGUCUUUGCAGAGUUCCCCAUGCGUCUGGUCCUUCACGGUUACCUGCACGACGACCAACACAUUCUCUGCGACGUCAAAUCCUGCGGCGCUAACAUCAGUGGUGUGAUCCCAGGCUUCAGCAGCACCGUUCUGACCAACCUGCCUCCGUCCAUGCUGCUCAUUAAGGUGGAAAGUGUCCUGAUGGGUCUGGCCUUCCUGGCCAUGAUCACAUUCCUUGCUCUGUGCGGCGCAGCGUACCGUCCCACAGAGGAGAUCGACCUUCGCAGCAUCGGCUGGGGGAACAUCUUCCAACUGCCCUUCAAACACCUGAGGGACUAUCGACUCCGACUGCUCUGCCCCUUCUUCAUCUACAGCGGACUGGAGGUCCUGUUCGCUCUGACCGGAUUCACACUGUCCUAUGGCGUCUGUGCGUUGGGUCUUAAACACCUCUGGCUCCUGGUGGUGGUCUACGGCCUGUCCUGCUCCGUCUUCUCGUCCCUGUCCCUCGUCCUCCUCCGUGUCCCUCGUUGGGUUUGUCUUCUGGCCGGCGCUGUGGUGCAUUCCGUACUCCUGAUCGGACUUCUGGCGUUUUCUCCACAACCGGCGGGAAACAACUGUGGACACGAUAAGGCCGGGGACAGUCCCAACUAUCUGUGGCCGAUGCUGUCCAUCUCCGUCCUGUGGGGACUGGGCACCGCCCUGAACAAGACCGGAGUCAGCACUCUGCUGGGUAUGCUGUACGCUGAGGAGAAGGAACGGCUGGACUUCAUCUACACCAUCUUCCACUGGUGGCAGGCCAUCGCUAUUUUCAUCGUGUACCUGUGGUCCAACCUGCCCAUGAGGGCCAAACUCUCCAUUCUCUUGGUGACCUUAUUACUGGCCUGUUACUGCUACUGGGUGAUGGAACAUCGUCUGGCCACAAAAGUUCCUUUCAGACUGCCGCGAAUACCCCGCCCCCGGCACAAGGUCAAAGGUUACCGUUACCUGGAAGAGGACAACUCGGAUGAGUCAGACUCUGAGAAAAGUGAGGAAGAUGACGAAGACGAGAGGGAGAGGAAAGAUGAAGAGCAUGUGGUGGAGGAGAUGGAAGCAGAGGGAGAGGAGGAAGGAGGAGGAGGAGGAGGAGGAGGAGGAGGAGGAGCAAAGGCCUGGAGGGAUGAGUCACCCCAAGCCAGGAGGAGAGGGGUCGAAGGUCACCAAGGCAGACGGGAGGGGGAGGGAGAGGCUGACAGAGGGGAGGAAGGAGGACAAAACAGGAGGAACAUGUGCUGAACUGGACUGCAUUCAUAUUAACACAGAUAUCUGUAAUUCAUAGUGUUCUUUCAUCCUCUGUGUGAACAUGUGGGAUGUUAUCAGUGUGGGGUGGAGGUAGGGUCAGGCUCAGGGUCAGGGUCAGGGUCAGGGUCAGGGUUAGUCCACAGGUGUCAAACAUGCGGCCAGGGGGCCAAAACUGGCCCGCCAUA
This is a messenger RNA of Sphaeramia orbicularis (orbiculate cardinalfish), 2453 nucleotides long. RefSeq names its product unc-93 homolog B1, TLR signaling regulator (gene unc93b1). Bases 298 to 2262 code for a protein of 654 amino acids. Lineage: Eukaryota; Metazoa; Chordata; Actinopteri; Kurtiformes; Apogonidae. The transcript has 14 exons. Gene Ontology annotation, molecular function: Toll-like receptor binding. Gene Ontology annotation, cellular component: lysosome; endosome. The record is from RefSeq and is a predicted model, not a curated record. Gene Ontology annotation, biological process: toll-like receptor 7 signaling pathway; intracellular protein transport; toll-like receptor 3 signaling pathway.